This is a messenger RNA of Peromyscus eremicus (cactus mouse), 2720 nucleotides long. RefSeq names its product class II histocompatibility antigen, M alpha chain. Gene Ontology annotation, biological process: peptide antigen assembly with MHC class II protein complex; immunoglobulin production involved in immunoglobulin-mediated immune response; antigen processing and presentation of exogenous peptide antigen via MHC class II. Gene Ontology annotation, molecular function: MHC class II protein complex binding. Gene Ontology annotation, cellular component: MHC class II protein complex; membrane. The record is from RefSeq and is a predicted model, not a curated record. Bases 1676 to 2464 code for a protein of 262 amino acids. NCBI's taxonomy places the organism in Eukaryota, Metazoa, Chordata, Mammalia, Rodentia, Cricetidae. The transcript has 5 exons.
CACACGGGUGCACACACAUGCACACACGGUAUCUUAUGUGAGAGUCGACCGCUUUCCCUUUCUUUCCUAAGCUACAGGUCUCACCUUUUCACUUACGGGAAGCCUUUUAAAGCUUGACCUUUUGUUGUUUCCAAGUCUCCUCCCCUCCUCUUGCCCUUUGGGGCCAUUCGUAGUUAAAACAAGGGUCAUUAGAACACAGGCACUCACUGCAGCGACAGUCUAACCCAAAUACCUCAGUGACCACAUGGGCAGCUGGCCAGUAUGGCGUGAGACACUGGGCAAACAUAAUUCACACCUCGGUGUGGUGAUACAUUGUGCACCCCAAUAAAGCUUGCCUGGGGAUCAGAGGACAAAGCCAGCCACUGCAUUAAACGUGGAAGUCAGGCAGUGGUGGCGCACGCCUUUAAUCCUAGCAUUCGGGAGGCAGAGGCAGGCGGAUCUCUGUGAGUUCAAGGCCACACUGGGAACAUAGCCAGGCAUGGAGUAACACACCUUUAAUCCCAGCACUAGGAAGGAAGGAGGAUGGCAGGGCACAGAAAGGUAUACAAGCGUGAGUAAACAGGAAGUCGAGUAAACAGGAAGUCUCUCUCUUAAAGCUGAGGAUUUUGUAGAGGUAAGAACUUUGUGGCUGGCUUGUUCUGUUUCUCUGAUCUUUCAGCUUUCACCCCAGUAUCUGGCUCCAGGUUUUCUAUUAAUAAGACGGUUUACCAAUUCGUUUUACAUCUCCGGCAGGAUGGAGUGAGGUAAGCCUCACAGGAGGCUUGUUAUGCUGGUGUGGUGGCCCACACCUGUAGCCCCAGCACUCAGGAGUGAGGCAGGAGGACCACAGAAUUCGAGGCCAGCCUGGGCUACAUAGUGAGACCAGGUCUGCCCUCCCUAAGCCUUGGGUUCAAUUCCCCGCACCAAAUGAAUCAGGCACAAUGGAGCCUCAGCACUGUAAUCUCAGUACUCUUUGUGGAGGCUUGAGGUGAUUUCCAGGCCAGCCUGCGCUACAGAGUGAGACCCUGUUUCAACCCCUCUUGCAAAGUCUUGGGUUCAGUCCCCAGCACGGGGUAAACCAGGUAUGAUGGUGCUUGCCUGUAAUCCCAGCACUGAUCAGAAGUUCAAGGUCAUCUUCAGAUGCAUAGUGAGUUCUAGGCCAGCCUGGGGUGCAUGAGACUCUGUCUCUGCCCCAUCCCAAACAACACGACAAAAUAUGUCCCCCCCAAUAUUGUUUAUUUCUGUAAUUUUCUACUGGGUAUUUGCGGGCUGAAGUUGAUUCCUAGUACUGACCUCUGGAAGAUGAAACCUAAGGGAGGCCCGUUGGAAUUUGUAGCCUGUGUUCCCUGCGAUUCGGCCUCGUUAUGGCGUUCUGCCGCCAGGCGGCGCCGCUCUGGAGAGCCAGACAGCCACCUGCUGGAGCAGGACCUUCCACCAGGAGGCGGAGGUCCAGAGCCGCCCUUCCCGGCCCAGCCGCCUCCGCCCGGCUGGCCCAGAGUCAAGUCUUCAAGAGGUGGCUGGCCCCAAGUCUCUCCUCAGCGACUGAUGAUGUCGAACUCUACACUUCUGUGAUUGGUUUAGCCGAAACGAGACAGCCAGCAAUUGGAGAUGCUCUGUGGAAACGUGAUGUGGAUCUGGAAGGGAGCUGGGCACCCGGGACUCGGUGGCAGCUCCCAUUUACUGAGGGUGUGAAGGUAUGGACCAUGAGCAGAAGCCAGGAGCCGGGCUGCUGCAGCUGCUGCAGUUUCUGUGGCUGCUCCCCCAUGCCUGGGCGGUGCCCGAAGCUCCUCCUCCUCCGGUGUGGUGGGAUGGCCUGCAGAACCACACCUUCCGGCACACUGUGUUCUGCCAGGUCGGGAAUCCCAGCAUAGGGCUCUCUGAGUCCUACGACGAGGACCAGCUCUUCACCUACGACUUCUCCCGGAACUCCCGAGUACCCCGGCUGCCUGACUUUGCAGGCUGGGCUCAGGAACAGGGAGACGCCUCUGCCAUUUUAUUUGACAAGAACUUCUGUGAGAUGUUGGUCCAGCAAGUGGGCCCGAAGUUUGAAGGGAAAAUCCCAGUGUCCAGAGGUUUGCCUGUGCCUGAGGUGUUCACACUGAAGCCCCUGGAGUUUGGCAAGCCCAACACGCUGGUCUGCUUCAUCAGCAAUCUCUUCCCGCCGACCUUGACUGUGACCUGGCAGUAUCACUUCAACCCCGUGGGGGGAGCCAGCCCCACGUUCAUCUCGGCCAUUGAUGGGCUCACCUUCCAGGCCUUCUCGUAUUUAAACUUCACACCGGAACCCUAUGACCUUUACUCCUGCCUCGUGACGCACGAGAUUGACAGCUACACACCAGUUGCCCACUGGGUACCCCAGAACGCCCUGCCUUCAGAACUCCUAGAGAAUGUGCUGUGUGGUAUAGCCUUUGGCCUAGGUGUGCUGGGCAUCAUCAUGGGCAUUGCCUUCUUCAUCUGGUCCCAGAAGCCUUGCUCAGUCGACUGAUUCUCCACCAGAGCCUGGAACAGCACAGGCCUUGCCCGCAGGGAUGCCCACGCUUCUCCUGCCUGCCCAGGGCCUCUCGUCGGAGCAGGAGUCCCUGGGACUCCGCAGGAUGUGUGCAGUGUGCAGGUGUCUCGGCUGAGGGUCUGCUGUCCCUGGACUUGCACCCAGAACGGCCCGGAUCGGGAGCCCAGGGCAGCACCCACCACCACCUCAUGCCUUCCCACUUCGAAGAAAUAAACCUUAUUUCUUAACAUUA